Didymosphaeria variabile is the source of this 1455-nucleotide messenger RNA. RefSeq lists its product as uncharacterized. The record is from RefSeq and is a predicted model, not a curated record. The transcript has 5 exons. Gene Ontology annotation, molecular function: aldehyde dehydrogenase (NAD+) activity. The coding region runs from base 1 to 1455 and encodes 484 amino acids. Lineage: Eukaryota; Fungi; Ascomycota; Dothideomycetes; Pleosporales; Didymosphaeriaceae.
AUGGGGCUUCCUGAACAAAUCGAGACUCGCCUUUUCAUCAACGGGGAGUUCGUAGAGUCUUCCGAUGGCAAAACCUUCGAUAUCACCAAUCCGGCUACACUGAAGCAUGUAGCAAAGGUUCACGAAGCAUCCGAAAAGGAUACGGAUCGAGCUGUUGCCUCAGCGAAGGCCGCUUUCCCAUCAUGGUCCGCUUUGUCGCCAGCCCAGCGAGCACCUUACUUCAAGAAGCUUGCUGCUCUGAUUCGCGAAAACAAUGACGAACUUGCUGCCCUUGAAGCUGCAUCAAUGGGGAAGCCUAUUGGUUCCUUUUUCGAUGGCUUUGCUGCGGCUGGAAAAUUCGAUCAUUACGCGGAAGCCGGACAUACUGUUCAAGGAACGACCAGUGUGCAAACCCCUGGGUUUCUGAAUUUAACGUUACGCCAGCCGUACGGGGUUGUGGCUGCUAUCAUUCCUUGGAACGUUCCUCUUCUUUUCUUAGCAGGCAAGGUCGCACCUGCGCUUAUCGUCGGUAACACAGUCGUUGUAAAGAGCAGCGAGAAGGCCCCUUUGACAUCCGCGAAGCUAGCCACUCUUGUCCAAAAAGCAGGGUUCCCUCCCGGUGUGUUCAACGUCAUCACGGGUUUUGGUAACGUCAGCGGAUCUAUCCUAAGUCACCACAUGGACGUUCGGGCUCUAUCCUUCACUGGAUCCGGACGGACGGGUAGGCUCAUCCAAGCGGCCGCUGCAAAGUCAAAUUUGAAGGCAGUGUAUCUUGAAUUAGGAGGUAAAUCUCCGGCAGUCGUCUUCGAAGAUGCCGAUCUUGAGAAAGCUGUCCAGGACACUGCAUACAGCGUCCAGUCGAACAGCGGACAGGUCUGCAUGAUGAACUCGCGCAUAUACGUGCAAGACACUGUCUUUGACAAGUAUGUUGAACUCUUCAAGGGAUAUCUUACAAGCAAAGUAGCUGUGGGCGACCCGUUAGAGAAGGACAUCAACCACGGCCCUCAGGCGGACGAAGCCCAGCACAAGACCGUCCUUCGUUACUUGGAGAUGGGCAAACAGUCCGGCAACCUAGUAAUUGGCGGUGCAGCGCCUUCAGACCGAGAAGGAUACUACAUCCAGCCUACAGUAUUCACCAACACGCCGGAAGACGCCCAAAUCAUGAAAGAAGAAGUAUUUGGGCCAGUGGUGAACAUAAACACCUUCAAGACGGAAGAAGAAGUACUCGCAAAAGCGAAUGACACUGAGUUUGGCCUGUACGCAGCGGUCUACACGAGGGACAUCAGCCGUGCGUUACGAUUUGCAAAGGGUCUGGAAGCUGGCACGAUUGGCGUCAACUGCACGAGUCCUACGACCGCACUCAAUGAUGGGCCCUUUGGAGGCUACAAGUCGUCUGGCACGGGUAGAGAAGGAGAGCCGUUCUACUCACUGAGCAACUUUCUUGAAACAAAGUCGGUCGUCAUUAAAUUAGACUAG